Messenger RNA from Elgaria multicarinata webbii, 1519 nucleotides. It is a transcript of the gene RAB9B, whose product is annotated as RAB9B, member RAS oncogene family. Gene Ontology annotation, molecular function: GTP binding; GTPase activity. The coding region runs from base 2 to 610 and encodes 202 amino acids. Gene Ontology annotation, cellular component: phagocytic vesicle; late endosome; lysosome. The record is from RefSeq and is a predicted model, not a curated record. Lineage: Eukaryota; Metazoa; Chordata; Lepidosauria; Squamata; Anguidae. Gene Ontology annotation, biological process: retrograde transport, endosome to Golgi; Rab protein signal transduction. The transcript has a single exon.
CAUGAGUGGGAAAUCGCUGCUGCUGAAAGUCAUCCUCCUAGGAGAUGGUGGCGUUGGGAAGAGCUCCCUCAUGAACCGCUACGUCACCAACAAGUUUGACUCGCAGGCCUUCCACACCAUUGGGGUGGAGUUCCUCAACCGAGACCUGGAGGUGGACGGGCGCUUUGUGACCCUCCAGAUCUGGGACACAGCGGGGCAGGAGCGCUUCAAGAGCCUCCGGACCCCCUUCUACCGGGGAGCGGACUGCUGCCUGCUGACCUUCAGCGUCGAUGACCGGCAGAGCUUUGAGAACCUGAGCCACUGGCAGAAGGAGUUUGUCUGCUACGCCAAUGUGAAGGAUCCCGACCACUUCCCCUUCGUGGUCCUGGGCAACAAGGUGGACAAGCUAGAGAGGCAGGUGGCCACUGAAGAGGCCCAGGCUUGGUGCAUGGAGCACGGCAACUACCCGUACCUGGAGACGAGCGCCAAGGACGACACGAACGUGGCAGUGGCCUUUGAGGAAGCCGUCCGGCAAGUCCUAGCCGUGGAGGAGCACAUGGAGCACUGCGUGCUCGGCCACACCAUCGACCUACGCACCAGUUCCAAGGCAGGGGGCUCCUCCUGUUGUUGAGAGCAGCCCAGUCAUGGAACUAGAGGGCCGGAACUGGCCACCCAAAAGGGGAGGUGCAGAAGGUGGCCCAAAAGGCUCAGGGCGCUGGAGGUAGCCGUUCCUCCACCGUAGCGUUCCCAACAAUCAAUUGAGUGAAGCACCAAGCCUCCCAGAGUUAUAGGGACAUGGGAAGAUGCUGCCGGGUCAGACUCCUUGUCUGUCUGGCCCAAGAGGGUCACCUCCCACUGGCAGCAGCUCUCCAGGGUUUCAGGCAGAGAAAGGCUUCUUUCCCGUCAUCUGCUACCCAAUCCCCGUAGCUGUAAAGAUGCUGAGGAUUGGACUGGGAGCCUUUGGCCUGCAAAGCAGGUGCUCUACCAUGGAACUGUGGCCCCUUCAUAAGGCGGGUGGCCAGAGCUGAAGUUUGCAUCAAGAGCUGUGGGUGCCACCAUGAACUGGCAACGUGUCUUGAAGCCCUCUGCUCCAGCUGCCCUGCAGAAUGGUCCUGUCAAAGCAAACAGGGUUGGCGGGGACUUUUAGGAGGGCAAAAAGUGAGCCAAGCCAGAAUCUCCACCACCCCCUGCCCCGUCUUGAUGAGCUUUGGGGGAGCCAAGCACUGGAGUGCGCUACUGCUCUUUUGACCACCUGCCCUUCUCUUUGCUCCUCCUGUGCCCAUGAUUGCUGCUCCUGCUCAACUCCCUUUGGGUGUUUAGGUUUUACAAAAGUCUCUUGGGUCCAGAGGAGCUCCGUCUCUGAUGGGAGGAGCCUGUGGAGGUUUGGGAGAGGAGGGGACUGGAAGGGAAGGCCACUGGACAGGGGAGAGCCCCACAUCGGCUGGGUCUGAAAGGGCACUCAGGCCCUGCUUAUCAUAGAAUAGCAGAGUUGGAAGGGGCCUACAAGGCCAUCGAGUCCGACCCCCUGCUCAAUGCAGGA